Serendipita indica DSM 11827 is the source of this 1104-nucleotide messenger RNA. Lineage: Eukaryota; Fungi; Basidiomycota; Agaricomycetes; Sebacinales; Serendipitaceae. The record is from the annotation of a GenBank genome assembly.
AUGGCAGUCGCCACUUUGCCAGUGAUUGAUCUCGACAUCUUUCGCGAGAAUCCGACUAGCGUCGCUGCUCGUAGCGAAUGUCUCAAGGCCGCAGACGCCUUGAUAACGUACGGUGCUCUCGUAGUCAAAGAUUCUCGAGUCACCGAGGACGAUAACAACAACUUCUUGGACAUCCUCGAGGACUACUUUGCGCUGCCCACCGAAGAGCUCAAGAAGGACGAACGAAAAGAAUACGGCUAUCAGGUCGGUGUUACACUCGAGAAUACGGAGAAGCCCAAGUGCAAGUCGGACGAAAACUGCCUCAGGAUUAUCGAGAGGCUUGCACCGACGGAACGCCCCCUUGACAUCUUGGCUCAUGGUGCAGACCCGAAAUGCCGCUUCUUUUGGAAGAUGACCGAAGACCCGCCGUACAAGACGGCAUUCCCUUCUCUCAACAUGCCGAAUGUCGUCCCUGAGCGCUUCCAGGACGUCUGGGCCUCCACUUUGAACAAGUGGGGACAGUCUAUGAAGGAUGCUGUGGAAGGAGUGGCACAGAUGAGUGCUAUCGGUCUUGGGCUUGACGCAGGGACCUUUAAAGAUGCUGGUCGUUAUGGGCCUCAUCUUCUUGCUCCAACUGCCUCCGACCUGAAUAAGUAUGGGGCAAAAGAUACUAUUUUGGCUGGCUUUCACUCGGAUCUCAACUUUCUGACCAUCCAUGGUCGCUCUCGCUAUCCUGGAUUGCAUAUCUGGGCUCGUAACACUGGUCAACGUAUCCCUGUCUCCAUCCCUCCUGGACGGAAUCUCCUUGUCCAAGCUGGAAAGCAAUUUGAGCACAUCACUGGAGGCCUCAUCAAGGCUGGAUUACACGAAGUCGUUGUUAAUUCUAAGACAAUCGAAGUAAUUGAGAAAAGAAAGGUAGAGAACCCCGACCGGCCUCUCAUUCGCAUCUCGAGCACUUUCUUCUGGCACCUCAGCUCCGACGUGGAUCUAGAGCCGAUUCCCGAACUCAAGGAGCGUGCAGAGACUCUCAGAACACUCAAUGGAGAAGAUAAGGAGGAGUAUCCCAAGAUGAAGGUUGGGGAACAAGUUCAGAACGAGCUCCGCCAUAUUGCACUCAUGGCCUGA